Molecule: messenger RNA, 690 nt
Organism: Alternaria rosae
Lineage: Eukaryota; Fungi; Ascomycota; Dothideomycetes; Pleosporales; Pleosporaceae
Product: ATPase, V1/A1 complex, subunit E
Exons: 2
Coding region: 78-623 (181 amino acids)
Biological process (GO): proton transmembrane transport
Cellular component (GO): proton-transporting two-sector ATPase complex, catalytic domain
Molecular function (GO): proton-transporting ATPase activity, rotational mechanism
Source: RefSeq, a predicted model, not a curated record
CCGUCACUGCUGCCCUCGACGCCAGCACCCAUAACCCUCCCCCGUAGCCCAGAGGACCCUCACACAAUACCGCCAUCAUGUCGCAAGUACACGCCCUCUCCGACGACCAGGUCGCCGGCGAGCUCAAGAAGAUGACGGCCUUUAUCCGCCAGGAAGCCAUGGAAAAGGCAAACGAAAUCCGCCUCAAGGCCGACGAGGAGUUUGCCAUCGAGAAGUCCAAGCUCGUGCGCCAGGAACAGGCCUCGAUCGACUCGUCGUACGAGAAGAAGUUCAAGCAGGCCAGCAUGUCGCAGCAAAUCACCCGCUCCACCGUCUCCAACAAGAGCCGAUUACGCAUCCUCUCCGCCCGCCAGGAGCUGCUCAACCGCCUGUUUGAGAACGCCGAGAAGAAGCUGGGCGAUGUUUCAAAGGACAAGAAGAAGUACCAGAGCGUCAUGAAGGACCUUAUUGUCGAGGGCGCCUAUGCGCUUAACGAGGACAAGCUGCAGGUCAAGGUCCGGAAGGCCGAUUACGACCUCACCAAGAAGGCUAUCGAGGAGGCGCAGACCGAGUACAAGAAGAACAUUGGCAAGGAAGUCUCCAUCACUAUUGAUGAGAGCGACCCGCUGCCAGAGGGAUCGUAGGUCUACACAGUAUCGUCUGCCAGGACAAGACUAACUUCAGACAGCGCUGGCGGUGCCAUGAUCGUUG